Fusarium tjaetaba is the source of this 948-nucleotide messenger RNA. RefSeq lists its product as uncharacterized. The coding region runs from base 1 to 948 and encodes 315 amino acids. NCBI's taxonomy places the organism in Eukaryota, Fungi, Ascomycota, Sordariomycetes, Hypocreales, Nectriaceae. The transcript is spliced from 5 exons. The record is from RefSeq and is a predicted model, not a curated record.
AUGGCAGUAUUAGAUGAGAUUCCUCUUGUCACUGCGCGUGUUCGUGUAGCCGGGGAGCUUGCGACAGAAUAUGACCCCUUUGAUGAUCAAGAACCCGUGAUCAACCUUGACAAGGAAGGCAGCAAGAUCCCUGCAAGAAACUGCUAUAUCGAAGCCAAGUCAGGUGCUGAGUUUGCCGUCGAAGUCACGGUCUCUGGGGAGUACCGACUCCCUCAUUCACACGACAGGUUCAUCGCCGAGGUCUCCAUUGACGGCCAAUGGAUGGAAUCUCGUUGCAUAGGGACGCCUUUUUCUCCUGGCAUGUCAUCCACAAUCGUCAUCUCAGGCGCUGAGUUCUUAGCAGAGAAUGGGAGAGUGGUUACCAGAAAAUUUGUCUUUGCUCCUAUUACCAAAACUCCCGAUCACAUCAGUACUGAUCGCCUCAACAAUGAUAUCAAACAAGCGGAAACAUUGGGAACAAUCCGCCUGCGUCUUAAAACAGGGUGGUUCGAAGGGUCGAGUUUCCCGAAACCUCUCACUUGGCACGGAGGGCGAGAUGUGGAGUUGGCUGAGAAGGCACUGAAAGGGAGAGCAAUAAGCCAUGCAACACUGCUGGCUGAGACAGACCGGAAACCGUGUCCGGUUAGAUCAAAGAUCGAUGAUAUGCGCCUACUGGGAGAAAUCUUCUUUCGUUACCGAUCCUACCAAGCGCUCCAGCAUGAGAUGAUUAUUCCACGCACUCCGUCGCCUGAGCUCUCAGCUACAGCUGGAUUUGAUGAUGAUCCCCUCUCUCACCUCUCCGAGAGUGACAUUCGCCGUCUUGCUCUGGAAAGACUAUAUGACCCUCAGGUCAAGGAUGAGGUUUAUCAGAUCAAACGGGAGGCAUCGGAAAACCCCCGUACGCCUCGACCGUGGAAGUUUGUGAGACUAGAAGAUGGGAAAGAGGCUGUUGACCUGACAGAUGAUUGA